Messenger RNA from Marmota monax (woodchuck), 7860 nucleotides. RefSeq names its product tensin 3 (gene Tns3). Gene Ontology annotation, biological process: dephosphorylation. Lineage: Eukaryota; Metazoa; Chordata; Mammalia; Rodentia; Sciuridae. The transcript is spliced from 30 exons. Gene Ontology annotation, molecular function: phosphatase activity; protein binding. The coding region runs from base 645 to 5123 and encodes 1492 amino acids. The record is from RefSeq and is a predicted model, not a curated record.
GGAAGCAGGGGAGAGGCGGCCACGCGCCACCGCGCUCUUUGUUUCGGACCCUGGCGGGUUCCUGCGCCCUGAGCACCGGGACUCGGCUCUGGGCGCGCGGGGUUCCGGAGCUGGGGCGCUGGGGCGCGGGGGCCAGGUCAGGGACGUGCAGGCAUCAGGAGCUGGGUGCUGAGACAACUUGGGGCUCGGGGACAGAGACACAGAGGGACCGUGGCUAGGGCGUAUGGGGUCCUAGACUAGGGGCGCACAGUCACGGGGUUUGAGGCGGUUAGAAGACCGGGCUUAGCCGAAAUAACAGGACAGAGCUGUGGUGAAGGCCAGCUCGGCCGGUGUCGGGAGUUCGGACCGGCUAAGCUGGGGUUGUAGGAAGCGGGCCGGCUGGGUCAGGGCCCGCGGCGCCUGGGCGCCCUGCACCGCGGGCGGGGACUGAUCGGCACUGUCGCGGUCGCCGCCGGGCGGACUUCGCUCCCUGGGACACGUUUGGAACUCCGCGGCGAAGAGCAGCUUCUUGGGGCUGCAAUGGGAAAGCUCGGGACCCUUCUCCCGCUCUUUGCAGGCAAAAGAAUUUACCACGAGUCUGCACAGUUUUAAGAAAAAGGCUUUUAAAAAACCCAAAGCCUGUGGAGUUUGCAAACAAAUCAUUGAUGGUCAAGGGCUUUCAUGCCGAGGUGGUGAUUCCCUGCUGUGUGCAAGUUCACCUGGAACAGGCUCCGGGGAGCUCCACUCCGUCGUCUUCUCUGUGCUGUGAUAAGCCUUUGCGGCUUGCAGCCCUAAGCCCCACCAUGGAGGAUGGUCAUGAGCUGGACCUUACCUACAUCACAGAGCGCAUCAUUGCCGUGUCCUUCCCUGCUGGCUGCUCCGAAGAGUCUUAUCUGCUCAACCUGCAGGAGGUCACGCGUAUGCUCAAGUCCAAGCAUGGGGACAACUACCUGGUAUUAAAUCUUUCAGAAAAGAGAUAUGACCUUACAAAGCUUAACCCAAAGAUCAUGGAUGUGGGCUGGCCAGAGCUGCAUGCACCACCCCUCGACAAGAUAUGUACCAUAUGCAAGGCACAGGAGUCCUGGCUAAACAGUGACCCCCAGCAUGUGGUUGUCAUCCACUGCAGGGGCGGGAAAGGGCGCAUCGGAGUGGUCAUAUCAUCCUCCAUGCACUUCACCAACGUCUCGGCCAGUGCUGACCAGGCCCUUGACAGAUUUGCAAUGAAGUUGUUUUAUGAUGACAAAGUUUCGGCUUUAAUGCAGCCUUCCCAGAAAUGGUACGUGCAGUUUCUCAGCGGACUUCUCUCAGGGUCAGUGAAGAUGAAUGCCUCACCCUUGUUCCUGCAUUUCGUCAUCCUGCACCACACCUCUAACUUCGACACUGGAGGAGUGUGCCGGCCCUUUCUGAAGCUCUACCAAGCCAUGCAGCCUGUGUAUACAUCAGGGGUCUACAAUGUUGGUUCAGAAAACCCCAGCAGAAUCUGUAUUGUCAUAGAGCCGGCCCAGCUGCUGAAAGGGGACAUCAUGGUGAAAUGCUACCACAAGAAGUAUCGUUCGGCCACCCGUGAUGUCAUUUUCCGCCUGCAGUUUCACACUGGGGCUGUGCAGGGCUACGGACUGGUGUUUGGAAAGGAGGAUCUGGACAGUGCCUGCAAAGAUGACCGUUUUCCAGACUAUGGGAAGAUUGAGUUAGUCUUCUCGGCCACACCUGAGAAGAUCCAAGGCUGUGAGCAUCUGCACAAUGACCACGGAGUGAUUGUGGACUACAACACGGCAGACCCAUUGAUCCGCUGGGACUCCUACGAGAACCUGAGUGCAGAUGGAGAAGUUCUGCACACUCAGGGCCCUGUUGAUGGCAGCCUCUAUGCCAAGGUGAGGAAGAAGAGCUCCUCAGAUCCUGGCAUCCCUGGCAGCCCCCAGACUGUGCCAACUGCCAGCAGCCCAGACCACAGUGACCACACCUUGUCAGUCAGCAGUGACUCAGGCCAUUCCACUGCCUCGGCCAGGACCGAUAAGACCGAGGAGCGCUCAGCCCCGGGAGUUCGGAGGGGCCUGAGUCCCCAGGAGAAGGCUGAGUUGGACCAGCUGCUCAGUGGUUUUGGCUUGGAAGAUUCCCGGGGCUCCCUUAAGGACAUGACUGAUGCUCGCAGCAAAUACAGCGGGACACGCCAUGUGGUGCCUGCUCAAGUCCAUGUGAAUGGAGAUGCCACCCUGAAGGACCGGGAAACAGAUAUUCUGGAUGAUGAGAUGCCCCACCAUGACCUGCACAGUGUCGACAGUCUGGGCACCCUCUCCUCCUCUGAAGGGCCGCAGUCGGCCCACCUGGGUCCCUUCACCUGCCACAAGAGCAGCCAGAACUCCCUCCUGUCUGAUGGCUUUGGUAGCAAUGUUGGUGAGGAUCCGCACGGCACCCUUGCUCCUGACCUGGGCCUUGGUGUGGAUGCCCUCUAUGAGCGGGAACGGACGUUUGGAAGCCGAGAGCCUAAGCAGCCACAGCCUCCACUGAGGAAACCCUCUGUGCCCACCCCUACGCAGGCUUUUGGGCCGAGCAGCUACUCCACCCAGACCUGGGUUCGUCAGCAACAGAUGGUGACCGCUCAUCAGUAUAGCUUUUCCCCCGAUGGGGAGGCCAGGCUAGGCAGUCAGGGCACAGCAGACAGUUCUGGCCUCACCCAGACACAGCCACGGCUUCCUAUCACCCCAACCCGUGGAACCAGUAGCAGAGUGGCUGUCCAGAGAGGCAUUGGCAAUGGACCAAAUCCCCCUGACACACAGCAACCUUGUCCCAGCAAAGUGUUCCAGCCCAGGUUUCCAGAAGAUAAGGUCAUGAACGGAACCAGCCAGGACCUGAACGUGGGCCCCUCCCCAGGCUCUCCCACCCUGGACAUAGACCAGUCCAUUGAACAACUCAACAGGCUAAUCUUGGAGCUGGACCCCACCUUUGAGCCUUACCCAACCCACAUUAACACCCUCAACAGCCUGGCCAAUGGCCCCGUGUGUCCAGAUGGCAUGGGAGGUGGGCUCCGGGUGAGCAGCAGGCUGCCUGACCCAGCCGAGGGCCCCAGCAGGAACCCCGGGCGUCAAGGCCCCUCCAGUGAUGAUCCUCUGGGCGGAAGACUCCGGAAACUGAGCCUUGGACAGUAUGAUAAUGAUGCUGGAAGCCAGCUGUCCUUCUCCAAGUGUGGAUGGGGAAAGGCUGGCAUGGACUCAGCCUCAAGCCUGGAGCCGUUUCCCUCUCCAGCAGACAUCAAAGAGACGAUGAUCACUGCAUAUCCCCCAGACCUCGACAUGAUCGACGGUAGGAUUUUAAACACCAAGGAGUCCGUAUGUUCGACCCCAGCAUUUCCUGUGUCUCCAGAAACACCAUAUGUGAAAACACCUCCACGCUACCCUCCAUUCAGCCCGCCUGAGCCUCAGAGGAGCAGCCCCGCCAGUCUGCACAAAGGAGGACGGGAACCACGAGGCUGUCCUGAGAUUCUCAGCCACACCGUGGGGAUGUCAGAGAGCCCCAUUGGACCCAAACCCACGAUGCUUCGGGCCGAUGUGCCUGCGACGCCCAGCUUUCAGCAGGCCUUUGCAUCUUCCUGCACCAUUUCAAGCAACGGUCCUGGCCAGAGGAGAGACAGCCAGCCUUGUGCAGAACGCCCAUGGGUGGAGAGCAGCCCCAAAUCCACACUCUCUCUUCUGGGGAGCAGCCGGCCCUCUGGAAGUCCCCUCGGCACCAACGAGUUCUCCAGCCCUGGAAAGGACUCCGCAGGCUUGUCCUGCUUCCCAUCGUCUGAGCUCCAGGCCUCUUUCCAUGGCCAUGAGCUGUCCAUGGUGGAGCCACAGGACUCUCUGGUCCCCACAAGCAGCCAGGCCUUCCUGGGUUACAGCACCAAUCCAGUAGGAAGUGGCCUUCCACCUGAAGAGGACCCAGGAGCUUUGCUGGCCAAUUCCCAUGGAGCAUCUCCGGCCCCUGGCCCGCCGCUGACAACAGCCGGGGCUGCCGACAAUGGCUUCCUGUCCCACAAUUUUCUUACAGUGGCACCUGGACACAACAACCACCAUAGUCCAGGCCUGCAGGGCCCAGGAGUGACCCUGCCUGGGCAGCCACCCCUCCCUGAGAAGAAACGGGCCUCAGAAGGGGAUCGUUCUUUGGGCUCCGUUUCCCCCUCCUCCAGUGGUUUUUCCAGCCCACACAGUGGGAGCACUAUCAGUAUCCCCUUCCCAAAUGUCCUUCCAGACUUUUCCAAGCCUUCAGAAGGGGCCUCACCUUUGCCAGAUAGUCCAGGGGACAAACUUGUGAUCGUGAAGUUUGUUCAAGACACUUCCAAAUUCUGGUACAAGGCAGAUAUUUCAAGAGAACAAGCUAUUACCAUGUUAAAGGACAAAGAGCCAGGGUCAUUCAUCGUUAGGGACAGUCACUCCUUUCGAGGGGCCUAUGGCUUGGCCAUGAAGGUUGCCACACCGCCUCCUUCAGUCUUGCAGAUGAACAAGAAAGGUGGAGAUUUGUCCAAUGAACUUGUUCGGCAUUUUUUGAUCGAGUGUACCCCAAAGGGAGUGCGGUUGAAAGGAUGUUCCAAUGAACCAUAUUUUGGGAGUCUGACUGCUUUGGUGUGUCAGCAUUCCAUCACGCCUUUGGCCUUGCCCUGCAAGUUGCUCAUUCCAGAGAGAGAUCCAUUGGAGGAAAUAGCAGAAAAUUCUCCCCAGACAGCAGCCAACUCAGCCGCUGAGCUGUUGAAGCAGGGAGCAGCCUGCAACGUGUGGUACUUGAACUCCGUGGAGAUGGAGUCCCUCACUGGCCAUCAGGCAGUUCAGAAGGCCCUGAGCAUGACCCUGGUUCAGGAGCCACCCCCAGUGUCCACGGUAGUGCACUUCAAAGUGUCUGCCCAGGGCAUCACCCUGACGGACAAUCAGAGGAAGCUCUUCUUCCGGAGGCAUUACCCUGUGAACACAGUGAUUUUCUGUGCCUUGGACCCACAAGACAGGAAGUGGAUCAAAGAUGGCCCUUCUUCCAAAGUCUUUGGCUUUGUGGCCCGGAAGCAGGGCAGUGCCACAGACAAUGUAUGCCACCUGUUUGCCGAGCACGACCCUGAGCAACCCGCCAGCGCCAUCGUCAACUUUGUGUCAAAGGUCAUGAUUGGCUCCCCAAAGAAGAUCUGAGAUCCCUCCUAACCCAGACCCACUGGAUGCCUCUCACAACCUUCAAGACAGCAGUGGGGUCAGGUGGGGCCCCCAGUUUGUACCAAACUGAUAAUCAUGGCAUUUUAGGCCCAGGAGGGGAAAGAGAUCUGCCAACUUUACCAAACAAGAACAAACAACGUCACCAUGCAUUGGCCUUCCCUGAGAAUAACUUCUCGUCCUACACAUCUCUGUAACCGGGUACUUUUUGGGUGGAAAGAACUGGGCACAAGGCAUGCCUACUGAGGGUCCAGAAGGUUCCCAGCAUACCAGCAUCUGUGAGAAUGAGAAACACCCAGCUCGCUUGGCAGGAAGCUGAGUGAUCACAGCACCCCGCCAUCAUCAGAAGCACCCCUGCCCAUGAAUGCCCAAGGCCAGUGGUCUCCCUCACCAUGGUCUUCCCACCACAGAGAUGUUGACAAAACCCAGGAGGGAAUGAAUGUUUGACGAAGGUUCGCGUAGGUCAGAUCCUUCCGGAACACGGCGGGGAUGUGAAGGAGGCGAAGGAGGUGCGGGCUGUGAGGAUGAGGGUGGUGAGGACCUUUUGGCAUUGUGGAGAAGCAGGGGAUGUCAGACCCCACCCGUAUUGUGGUGACGACUCUACACUCUCGCUUACAUAUGGCGAGCAGGCCGGGGAGGACCCUGAAGGGAGAAAUGAGAAAACAGAAAUGAAAAUGCCAUUUCUAUGUAAUUUAUAUUUUACUUAUGCCAAAUUAUUUAUAUAACAGUUUGCCAUUGCUAUACUGUACCAGUGUCAAAUGCUGCAGCCGGCCAAGCUGUGACUUUUAGGAGACUCAUCCUCCUGUAAGACACACACCACAGGCCCCUCGCCCCUGAAGUAGAAGGUGAGCUGUGGACUCAGGGUGAUGCCCUGAAGUCCCCCACAUGUGGUGCUGCCAAAAGGUUGUUUUGCCUCAUGCAGCCUUCACCUGUGCUUCCUGGGGGAUGUGUCUUCCGAUGGAGGAUGAGCUCCUUUUUGAUGGGGAAAGUCCAGGGUGGGGGUGGGGUAGGGGUGGGAAACAUUGGGGUCAAUCUCAACAUUCCCUAUGUGGGCUUGAUAGGGGGUCACCUUCAGGCCUGGGCUUCACUGUUGUCAACUCUUAGGAUACUGCUCCUGGCAGCACCUUUGGAUUCUUGGUGGAUUCCUAUGUGGCAUGGCAUGUGGGAACAGAAAGGAGAGAAAGCAUGAACGCUAGUGCCUAGAGGCUGUUUUGGAUGCCACUUAGCUGCAUCCUCUUAGCCACCUAAUCAGUUGUGACAUUCCAUGCUUAGAUGUGUAUUCCAGGGCAGUCAGCGACCAGAGGUUUGGAGAAUGCCGAUGACCCUGGCACUUCCCCAAAGCAAAAGAUGGAGCUAGGCCACUUGGAGACAGAGCCUCCAUCUGCCUUCCUCAGAAUCCGGUGUGCCCUGCAGACACUCCAGUCAUUUGCAUUGUGUCACAUUCUGAAAUUCCCGUUCUAUUGCUUUUAAAAGUUCAGUCCUAGCUGGUAGGCCACACAGAUACCACAGGCUACAGUUGUUAAACUGGGGUUUGGAAAUGUGAAUGGUGGAUUCUCUGUUUUAAAGCGAUGGGUAGAGGAUGAUGUAGCUACACGCAGAGUUGGAACCACCUGAAUCAUGAUGGGCAUCAUUGUGUGUGUGUGUGUGUGUGUGUGUGUGUGAGAGAGAGAGAGAGAGAGAGCGCACAAGUAGACCCCUCCACUUUUAGCUCCUAUCGAUGCACCACACACAAGUGCCUCUUUUCUGUGCCAAAUGUUUGCCUUGGUCUUCAGAGACCUCCUUUCCAGAUGCACACUAACGUGGCUAUUAGAGAUGAUGUGCCAAUGUUACCUGGAGGCUCUAGUGUCUUCAGUGGAGAGUUCCAAUGUUUCAUCUUUGCAUCCACUGCAGGAAUCUGGGGAGCUAAGGUUUGUGCUGUCCUAAAGAAGUUCCGUAUCCUAUGGUGGUUUAUCCCCAGGUGUGACCAAAAAGGACAGAGGGAGAUUAGAAAUCAGAGCAGGACAUUGUGCACUAUUCAGAAGCAUAACUUGUGGGUGAAUCACAAAGAUACUGGGGCCUCCUGCGAAGGUCCUCCUGGAGCACAUUUAAGAAACCUUGAAAAUCUUCUUUUUGAACUGACUGACCAGGUGUGCUUUUCACUCAAGAUAAAUGUGCUCAAGGGCAUCAAGGAAUUUGCUUCAAGCAAAGAGCUCCCUUGGAGGAACCACAUGAAGCCAGUUUCCAAUCUCCUAUGAGAUGGUGCAACAGGUUUCUUUCUUCCUCAUAUGUGUUAAACAAUGAAAGGAGUCCCCAUUCUCCCAGGCUGUACCGGGCACCCAGAAACACUAGACAAGGAGUAUUCUCCAGUCAUUUUGUUCCUGGGGCUCCAGUUGGGCACAGGCAUAUGGUCUUGGGAGUAAGUGCGGUGGGUUCACAAUAGCGAUGCCCAAUACUUAGGAUAACCAGGAUCUUUAACCUACUCAUUAAACAAGGUAUUGUAUUCCUCCAGUGUUAAGCUAUAACCGUGUUAAAAGUCACACUGCAUUUAUCCUCAGUGUCAAAGACCUUGUAACGUCUCCUAUCCGCCUUACCUGUUAGUGCGUAUUUUUACUUUUCUGAUAUUGUAAAAAAUAUAUAUCCAGUAUGUAAAAAUGUUCUAUAAAUCCUUUGUAUAGUCAUUUUCUCUGCUCUUUAAAUAUCAUCUCUAUUCAGAGUAUAAUAAAAAUUAUGAACUUGGUAA